Aegilops tauschii subsp. strangulata is the source of this 762-nucleotide messenger RNA. The record is from RefSeq and is a predicted model, not a curated record. Lineage: Eukaryota; Viridiplantae; Streptophyta; Magnoliopsida; Poales; Poaceae.
AUGAACUGUUUUCACGCCUCUAAAGGCAAGCCAGAGGGAGAGGUGACUACUGAGCAGGAGCAAGCUUUCCAGGCUACAGACACCCUCUUUAGAGGUGCUGUCUUCAGUGUUCUUGGCGACAAGAUUGUCGAUCCAUUCAUGACCAUCAUGGUCGGUAAAGAUAUGUGGGAUGCACUCGAAGCCAAGUUUGGAGUCGCGGACGCAGGAAGUGAGUUACUUGAGCAUCCCAAUUGUGUGUUACCGGACAAAUUCAUUGCCGGAGGCAUCAUUGCCAAGCUUCCUCCUUCAUGGAGGAAUUUUGCUACCUCUCUGAAGCAUAAGAGGCAAGAGUUUACUGUUGUCAAUCUAAUUGGCACUCUUGAUGUAGAAGAGAAGGCGAGGGCAAAAGACACACGUGCUCGUUUCCAUGAGGGGAAUUCCAGUGCCAAUUUGGUACAAAAGAGAAAUUUCCAAACCCACAAACCCAAGAACAAAAACUAUGCGGGCAAAGGAAAAUUUGAUGGCAAGUACAAAGCCCCACAACCUGUCAACUUCAAGAAGAAGAAGGAUACUUAUAAGAAGAAAGGAAAGUGCCAUGUAUGUGGCAGUGAAGAACAUUGGGCUUCAUCCUGCAAGGACCGCUGGGACAUGCGUCAGAAUGAGAACAAUAGCAAGACCGCUAAUGUUGUUAUUGGCGAUGUUGACAUGAAAGAUGUCGGGUCGCAAGAACUACACCCGUGCUGAUGGGAAACGGGACACAUGCUUCUGUUCAUGGUGUUGGUA